UGUCAAUUGCCUACCCGAAUAUCCCUGCAAUCGGAAAUGUUCAAUGGUAUUUGGACCCGCAAUUUGCACCAAGGCGAUGCCUGCAACAAGGUCAACCAUCUGCCGGAGCCACAGCGCUGUCAAUUCGUGAGGGAAACGGCAGACUGCAGGGACAACAUGUACCUGAUCAACUACCUCACGUGGCACUACUGCAACGUGGACUCGCGCAACAAGUUCAACGCCUUUUGGAGCAUGCUGGCCAUGACGGUGGUCGCCACCUACAUCUUCUGGAUGAUGCAGAAGUCCGUGCGAGCGUACUUCUGUCCCACCCUCAAGGUGCUGGCGGACACCUUCAGCAUGAACGAGAACUUGGCCGGGGUGACGCUGCUGACCAUAGCCAAUGGGUCGUCGGACUUGUUUACGGCUGUGGCCGGGCUGCUGGUCUUCUCGAAGUGGGGCUUCCUCAUGUCCAUGACGCAGACACUGUUCCAGCACACCUUCGUGGCGGGCCUGGUGAUGCUCACGAGACCCUUUUACGUGGAGCCGAGCUACUUUCUGCGGGACUUUGGCUUCCUCUUCCUGAACACAACCUUCAUGGACUUUAUCCACAAGCGGGAGUCGGGCAUCACGAAACUGGGAGCCGUUCCAGGGGCCUUCAUCUACUUGGCGCACGUCAUGGUGGCCAUCAUGGAUCAGAGCCUGCUUCAGGCUCGCGUUUACCAGCUGCAGAAGACCGAGGGUAGCGAGCCACAGGCGGAGCAGCUGGAGGAGCUCAUGCGGCAAACGGAUUUGGGUGUUAAUCGGGAGAAGCUAACGAGGAGUGCUGCACGCCGUCGCGGAGGCGCCAACAGACAUCUCCUCCAGCAGUUCUGGGAAUCGAUCUUCAAGUUCGACAAGGAGCAAUUCCGGCGCGGGUCCAUCGGUGUCCGAAUCUAUCUGCUCAUCAAGGAGCCCAUGGAAAUGCUGCUCCGUCUGCUGGUCCCAGUUGUGGACGUGGAGAAGCCCAACCACGGCUGGUCCAAGCUGCUCUGCUGCCUGCAGUUCAUCAUCGCCCCCACCUACAUCUUCUUCAUACUGCUCAAGGACGUCAAUCUGUUGGGCACUGCCGUCUACAUCGUGGCCUUCUACAUAAUGCUGCCCUUGGGCUGCCUCAUCUUCUGGCGCACCCGCACCGACACCACGCCGAAAUUCUUCAGGUUUACGGCCAUUCUGGGCUUCAUUUCCGUCAUCUUUCUGAUCUUCUUCCUCACCUCGGAGGUGAUGGCGAUGUUCUUCACCAUCGGCACCAUCUGGCACAUGAGCCAGUCCUUUGUCAUGGCCACAGCCAUCUGCUGGGGCAUGAACGCCGGCGAUCUUGUGGCCGGCAUAGUGCUGGCACGGCAGGGAUUUCCACGCAUGGCAUUCGCGGCCACCUUCUCCUCUCCGGUGUUUGGAACCUUUGUCAAUCUGGCCCUGCCCCUGGCCCUGGAGACGACUGUGCGCUCCGUGGGCAAUGCCUUCCCAGUGGAUGAGGGCAGCUUUGGGGAGACUGCCUGCAUCUUCGCGGAGGUGAGCCUGGUCUUCUCCCUGGUGGCCGCUUUGACCACAAACUUCCAGAUGCGACGGGCCUGUGGCCUGCUACUCGUGGCCUACUAUCUGUUCUUUGUGGCAGUGCUGCUGCUGCUCGAGACCGAUGUGAUCCAUGCGUACGGCGUGGAUGAUUAGAGGGAGAGCAAGAGAGAGGGGGACAGAGAGAGUGUGACUUCCCAUGCUUCCAUCAAAUAUGCAAAUUCCCCCACAGAGAUGAUUUAUGCCUCAUUAAAUGGCCAGAUUCGAUUCUUUUGGGUCUUAAUUUCCUCUUGUCUCUUCUUCGCGCACUGCUAAUGGACUCUACGAGUGAGCUAUGUAAUGUGCCCCGCGGCUGUCCAGCGCAAGCCUCACUGUACACCCCCCCCAAAAAGUGGACAAACGUGUGCUUAAUAGUACGAAAUCACUGGGGUCUGCUUUCAAGGUCCGUCGGGGCGCGGAAUGGGUCGUCUCAUCAAGCGAACACCAAAGCCUAAGCAAACACCACGACGAUAUGCAAAGCAGGAGGAGAUUAUGCCAGUCCAGACAACGCAAGCAGAGUCGAACAAUUUCAUAAUUUCUUUCAAUUUUUUGUUUGUUUUUUUGUUAAUUUAUUUUGAUUUGUUAU
This is a messenger RNA of Drosophila obscura, 2152 nucleotides long. RefSeq names its product mitochondrial sodium/calcium exchanger protein. Gene Ontology annotation, cellular component: membrane. Gene Ontology annotation, molecular function: calcium:sodium antiporter activity. The coding region runs from base 37 to 1683 and encodes 548 amino acids. Gene Ontology annotation, biological process: monoatomic cation transport; transmembrane transport; intracellular calcium ion homeostasis. Lineage: Eukaryota; Metazoa; Arthropoda; Insecta; Diptera; Drosophilidae. The transcript has 7 exons. The record is from RefSeq and is a predicted model, not a curated record.